AUGUGUGUAAGGCUGACCAAUCAUAAAAAAGAAGUUGCUGUGGUAAUCGGCAAUCUGCUCCACUUUGAAUACUGCACCUGCCUGAUGCCACAGCCUUGUAAUACAUCCACGUUCACCUUCCCUUUACUCUGUCAGUGGGAACGACGUGUUUCUCUGCCUUUCAACUUUGCCCGUUGGCAUUCCCUCUUCUCACACAAACAUCAGACAACAUUGCCAGCCCAGGUCAUAUUACAGCAGCACAUACAGUACCGAGUAUCCAUCAGUCUCUUACUCGCUUGUUAUGUAACAAACAUCGCAUCGUUGACCACCCACCAUCCUCCAAUCUUUUUUUUAAAUUACUUUUGUUCCCAGUCACGACCGGAUCCGGCGAUCAAAAGCCCCCAGAGAAACCUAAACCAUCAUUCCAGUACUUAUUUGGAGCUAUCAGCAACGAUGGGUGACUCUAACUCUGGUGCGAUAAGGGCCCUGUCGAAGAGUCCUGAUGUCCAAAGCCCCGGGGCCCCGCCCAAGGGUCCUGAAAACACGCCCUAUCGAGACUUCGAUCGCGAAAUCCCGCAUUCUCAAGAGGAUGAUGACGACGGCGGUUACGCUGACUACUCUCGAGCCACAAGAGGCUCCAAUAAGCGUAGAAGCUGUGACGAGCCUCUGGUUUCAAGGUCUAAGAAGGCCAAGACUGCUGCUCAGUCCAAGGCGGGGCUUAAGAGAGCCCGUAAAUUCCAACACCCGCAAGUUUGGGGAAAGAAUUCAGGUCUCUUGCAGCUGCGCAACGGCAAUGCCCUUCGCGAUUUGUUGUUGGCUCCUGGAUCAUGGAACCGUUUGGGCGAGGCCGAUCGCCAGACCAUCUUGGCCAAAUUGCCCAACGGAUACCAGCUUGACGGGAAACCCGAUGUUGCAUCUCUGACAAACGACAACAACUUUCGCGACGACUGCUCGCAAUACUACAACAGCAUCCGGGACGGCCAUCUAACUGAGAAUUGGCUUACCAAGGCAUGGAAAGCCCACUACAAAGAUGUGCGCGGCGAUUUCAAGAAGCAUCUUUUCAAUGCGUUCAUGGACAACUUCAUGGAGGAUGCUUCUGAGAAGCCCAAGAGGGCCGACAAGGGAACGGGCAACGAAUUGGGAACUGAAUCCAGCAAGAAGACGGAAACGGAGACCAGCAAGAAGACGGACACCGAGGCCAGCAAGAAGACGGACGCAGAGUUUAGCAACGAGGCCGACACCGAGACCAGCAAGAAGACGGACACCGAGACCAGCAAGAAGCCGGACGCAGAGUCGAACAAGAAAGCAGACACAGAGUCUAGCAAGGAGGCCGACACAAAUUCCAGCAUGAAGACGGACACAGAUUCCGGCAAGAAGACGGACACCGAGGCCAGCAAGCAGCCGGACGCAGAGUCGAACAAAAAAGCAGACACAGAGUCUAGCAAGGAGACCGAGGCUGAGGCCAGCAAGAAGGCUGAUGACGAACUGGCGCCGGCUGGUGACAACAAAACACAAGAUGCCACUGGCAAAGCUCCUUCGCCCAAGGCCACUGACUAG
Podospora anserina S mat+ is the source of this 1536-nucleotide messenger RNA. RefSeq lists its product as uncharacterized. Lineage: Eukaryota; Fungi; Ascomycota; Sordariomycetes; Sordariales; Podosporaceae. The transcript is spliced from 2 exons. The record is from RefSeq and is a predicted model, not a curated record. Bases 1 to 1536 code for a protein of 511 amino acids.